AUGUCUCCAAACAGAGCGGUUCAAGUAAAGAAACUUGCUGCAAUUGUGAGAGAAAAGUAUAAAGCUCUUAGAAGAAUGCAAGCUGAUGACAACGAACUUCUACAGACAACGUUUAAGCCAAUAACUGCACCUCUUAAAGAAAUAGCCAACUAUGUGAAUGUCCCUAAACCAGACCCCAACGAAGAUGAUUCACAAACUCAUCCGCCAUCACAGGUCAGUGAUGACAUCGAACCUCUACAUACGCAAAUAUCGUACAACCCUUAUUUAGAAAAAUAUACGCAAGAUUUAGGGAAUGUAGACCAGAUAUACGGUCCACAUGUUAAUUGGUCUACUGGAGAAUGGUCGUUUGGAAAUAAAACAAUUGAGUUCGGUAAAGAUAGCAUUCAAAUGGAUUCACACAUUUUUACAGCUACACCUGGCCUGUACGACCUGAUCUUCUCGAAAGAACCUACACAAUAUACACUAGCCGAUCAGACAAUCUACAAAGCUCUUCUAGACAUAUCCGGCGCACAUAAAGAUGGGCGAGGUCGAUUACGUCAUCAAUCUCACACCAUAAAAUAUGAAAAAAUUAUUAAGCCGAUGUAUUUGGGUAAUAAAAAAAGAAGACCACAGACCUUACACGGUACCGCAAAAAAUGUCGAACUACAUACCCACGUAGAAGAUACAACACACACACAACAACAACAACAAUGUAAAAGAAGACAUAUAUCACAGAAGGCUCACGAUACAGAAGACAUCUCAGCAGAUGAUACAAUCAACAAUAAAAAGUUUCCCAGUGACUUCUUAUUUGGUGUGGCGACAGCAGCUUAUCAGAUCGAAGGAGCCUGGAAUGAAGAUGGCAAGGGAGAAAAUAUUUGGGAUCAUAAAGUCCACACAGAUCCAACCUACGUAGCAGAUAAUUCAACUGCAGAUAUUACAUGCGACUCUUAUCAUAAAAUGAAAGAUGACAUAGCCAUUUUAAAGGAACUUGGUGUCAAUCAUUAUAGAUUUUCUCUGUCUUGGACUAGGAUUUUACCUACAGGAAUUAUUUCUAUCACUCUUGACACAUCCGCAUAUAUACCAGCAUCUAAUAAGUCAGAAGAUAUAGAAGCUACCGAAAGGAUGCAGCACUUUAGACUGGGAAUCUAUGCCAAUCCCAUUUACGUUGGGGACUAUCCAGAAAUCGUAAAGACAAGAGUAGCUGAACGUAGUAAGGUAGAAGGACGUGCACAAUCUCGUUUGCCAACGUUUACACAGGAAGAAAUUGAAUACAUAAAUGGAACUCACGAUUUUUUCGGCUUAAACGUUUACACCGCAUAUUUGGUAGCUGACCUGGGCUAUGAUCCACCAGUUGAAAACCUUCCCAGUAAGUUUCAAGAUGAAGCAGUCAAUGCUUAUCAACCAGCAGAAUGGGAAAGUAGUAGUCUUAAUGACUUAUUUAAGGUAGUGCCAUGGAGUGGAAGGCAUUUAGUAAACUGGAUCAAAGACCACUAUAACAAUCCAGGAAUUAUAAUCACAGAAAACGGUUAUAUGUCUAAAGGUGAUAAAGAUGAUAGAAGGAUCUACUAUAUUAAAGGUUACUUAAGUGCUUUUAGGGAUGCCAUGGAAAAGGAUCACGUCAGUAUUUUGGGCUAUACCGUUUGGAGUGUUAUGGACAAUUUCGAAUGGAUAUCAGGAUAUAUCCCAAAAUAUGGACUUUAUGAAGUAGAUUUUAGUUCUCCAAACAGAACAAGAACAGCAAGGCCAUCUGCAAUGUUUUAUAAAAAUGUUAUAGCCACAAGAUGUUUGGUAGAAAAUUGUGUCGAAUAAAACUUAUAUUAAAUAUAAAUAAAGAGUAUUUCAAAGAAAUUUGUAAACAAAUAAAAUCCUAUUCUAUACCUGUCUACCUUUUUAAUUUGAACGUUAA
Diabrotica balteata is the source of this 1885-nucleotide messenger RNA. NCBI's taxonomy places the organism in Eukaryota, Metazoa, Arthropoda, Insecta, Coleoptera, Chrysomelidae. The record is from the annotation of a GenBank genome assembly.